AUGAUACAGAUAUGCCGUGCGGAAGAUGGGGAAAUCAUCCAGCUCGACAUUACGCUCUGGGACCUCGAGAGCGCAAACCACUUGGAGUCAUUUCUAGAAGAAAAGAUCGGUGUACCGCAAGAUGACGUACUAGCGUACCUUUCGGACGGACGUCGCCUUCACAAGGACAGCAUCCGCGACCUCGCUGGAGUCCAGGAUCAGACCAUCUAUGUAUUCAACAAGCGCUAUCUAGACCUAGAUGUCCUUCAGGUAUUGGGCGAAUUGCGGGUAGAACCCCCAUUGCAACCCCCUAUCGAAGACACUAUUACCUCCACACCACCAUUCCGCCCAUCACAACUGGCGAGUUCCUAUUUGCAUACCGCUGAGACGCAUUAUGAGCACAUACAACGCUUGGCAACGUCGAUGCGAUACCAGCAGGAGGCUCUCCGCAUAGCAUCUAGUUCCCUCGAUCUUCACGUCUUGGCGAUAUCUGAUGUAUUCGAGGGCAUAGCAUCAAUUGCUAGCCGGGAGCUGGAUAAGCAGGCGGUCUUGCUCGCAGGAGUCAGCGCGGACCUGGAGAUCGUGGAGCGCGUCCCGGUACACAGGGAAUUCCUCAGCGAGAAGGUACGACGCGCGCAGGACGCGGGUGAGCGAGCACGGACGUUGGGGGACUAUGUGAGCCGAUUCAAGAUGCAGCAAGUGGCAGAGAGUUGUGUGAAGACACACGAGGAGCUGCAAGCCAAGUGCGAGCAGGUUCAUGUGAUGAUGUCGAGGUUGAAUAAGGGUGCGGAGGACGUGCGCAUUCGGGUGAAUGACCAGAGUCUACUAGAGGAUGCGGCCGGAAGCGUUAAGCGGUCACAAGGAGUUCUGGACAAUGUUGUUACCCUUGAAAGAGCUGCAGAGAAACCUACGUCAUCCACGGAGAAAUUGCUGCAAGAGCUCCGCCAGUCUGACCUCGAUAUGCGCACCGAACUGCAGUACAUCACCGAGCUCAAAAACUCAUAUACCGACCAUCAUGUGAACGCACUGCGGCGGAUCAGUCUGUUGAACAAUGACCUGACCGAGCUGCCGCCUGCCAUGAGCACCCUGCAAAGCGGGCUGAAGGCAAAGACCAGUUUCUCACAUAUUCAGCGGUUGCAUAGCAUGCUGUAUGCAUAUGGGUCGACUGUUGUGGAGAUUGUCAGACGUAAGGAGUUCGCACGCUUUUUCUACCAGCGGACACAAAGUAUAUUAGAGGUGAUGGCAAAGCUCUCAGCUGGUGAACGGAAGCGACGGCAGGUGUAUCGGGGAGAGGUGAACGGGCUGCUUCCUUUCACGACUCCCGGCAUGGACGACGCGGUGCCUAGCAUCGACUUCUCGCCCUCGGGCUCUCCCGAGUCAGCAUACACGCUGGAGCGCGCCGAUAUCGAUGCCCUCCAGAGGGUCCUAGAUGACCUCGAGCACUUCGCCCAUGAUCGACAAGAUGAGGCAGCGCUGAACUCUGUGCGCGAGGCGCGCACAGGGUUAGAGAGGUUGAUAGGUAAGAUGGACAAUCUAGAGUCGGGCUUCGACCGGAUUGCAGAGCGCUCUCUGCUAUCGGCCUCGCGCCUAACGAGUCAUCGGCGGCGACCCACUGAAGAUGACAUUGAGCUAGAGCUGCAAGUGCAAGAAUUGCGGCAAGCACAUGCGGACAGUGAGGCAGCCUACCAGAGAGAGCGUAGUGCCCAUGAAGAGAUGGUCGCGCAGCUUAAGGCUGCACUGGAAGCGGAGCAGGUUGCCCAUGAACAACUGGAGCGGGAGUUACAUUCUGCCAAGGCCCAACUCGAGAGCGAAUCCACUUCUAGGCGCAUAUUGGAGGACCGGAAUACCGACCUGUCGUCGCAAGCUGAUGGGCACCGGGACCAGCUGACUCGUGCACUCGCGGAGGCGACAGAACAGACAAAGGCCGCGGAGAUCCUCCGCCAGGAGCUUGCACAGGUGCACGCGGAGUUCAAGCACGUCAAGGCAAUCGAGAAACACAAUGCGGACAAGGUUGCCGCCCUACUAGAGGAACAGGCGCUAACCUUCGCGCGGCUAGAAGCGGCACGCGCACGGGGUGAAGACCUGGAGAUGCAAAUCAAGGAGGCGCGCACUGAGAGCGAAGAUGUAAAGCGCGCUCUGAUGGAGUCUGGCAAGGAGAAGGAGCGGCUGUUGCGUGCACAGGCAACGGAGCACGACCGAGUCAUACGGGAUCAUAUCGCUGAGGCUGACGGGGAUCGUGCUGUGCUGGAGCACCAGUUCUCCGAGCUAAAGGCCGCUCUAGAGGAUACGGAACGUCAACUGAAGGACGCGCGUGCACAGGCUGACAUGGCGCUCUCGGACACUGUCGGGUCGCGAGAGGAAGUGCAACGAGUGGAGCACCUGCUUCGCGAGGCGCAGCAUCUCGAGCGCGUGCUCCGAGAUGACUUACGGCAAGGCAGGGUGUCCCAGGCCGACUAUGAACAUCGCUUGGAUAACAGCGACAGGCUGGUAGCUCAGAUUUUGGAUGUCGCUCUCGCGUUCCGAGACUCACACGUCAAGGCUCUCAUGGCGGCUCAAGCUAUGUCCGCCCAUCCAGGGACUAAAGCGGCGAAUCACGCAACCAUGACAGACUCGAUCUUGAGUAACGGAAGACACGGCAUUGUCAACCAGUUCGGUGAGCCCCUUCCCAUCGAUCCAUCCGAUCCAGCCGCUGCCCUCGACGCAUUGCGCGCGUUCGACCACGAUCAUUUCAUCGAGGCUAUAAACAAAGCUGGAUCGACGAUACGAAAGUGGCAGAAACAAUGCAAGGAGUAUCGCGAGCGGUCGAAGGGGAAGAUCUCUUUCAGGAACUUUACCAAGGGUGACCUGGCGCUCUUCCUACCAACUCGCAACUCGGUGUCGAAGCCGUGGGCGGCGUUCAACGUUUCUUUCCCGCAUUACUUCUUACAGGCUACGGGGCAACUCGCGGAGCAACUAAAGACGCGAGAAUGGAUUGUGGCCAGGAUCACUUCGAUGACAGAGCGCGUCGUAGAUCAUAGAGAUCCAGAUACAAACCCGUACGGCCUAGGGGACGGCGUGAAGUACUACAUGUUAGAGGUAGAGGACUGGACACAACCUGGCUAUCCAACGAAGCGGCGGGAAUCCGGGAGGAAGCCAUCAGAAAUUAAGGAAUCGACCAGCCCGCCGAUUCCCAGCCCGCCGCUCCAGGAGCCUGGUACCUUGCCACCUGGGCCUCCCGAGAACGAGGUCGAAGAUGCGUUUAGCGCAACUCGUCCGCCGACGUCACGUCUGUUUCCGGUCCGCACCCGUGCCAACUCUUCGCCGACCGCAGGACCGUCGUCGUUGUCUCGCUUGCUCGCUCAGGCGCCACCGCCCGAGAUGUCGCUCGAGUUCAUUCCAGCAUCACGGCCCAAAACGCCGUCUCCGGCUGCGUCACCGCGUCCGCCGCCUUCGCCGACACAUACCGGAUCGGUGUCCCAGGCACAGACGCCGCAUGGCCCGUCGUAUUUGCGGCCAGGCUCGCGCGCGUCCAGGGCGUCUACGUCAUCUAAAUUUUCUGGCGGCCGAAUACCGUUCGGCGGUGCACCAGGUAUUGCGAAGGCGGUCGCAACGACAGCUAUCUCAGAACAGGCGGUUGCGACUGUGUCGCCGUCCAUCGGCUUUGCCGACCUGCCGCAGGAGUCGAGUCUUCCCUCGCCAGAAGAAUCACCGACGGAAGGUAUGUCGAGUCUCAUGAAUCGACGUCGCACGACCUCGUACCAUGUUACGCCGCGGAAUUCGUCCGCUAUCGUGUCCACGACGAACACAUUCUCCGGCGGCAGUGCAGGUGGGUCUCCAGGCUCUGCGGUCACUGCGAGCAGCAGGCUGGCUAGUCUUGCCACUAGCUGGGGCGUCGCAUUCGGUCGCCGGACGCGUCUUUCAGUUGUUGAACCCACUGUUACAAGCCCUGCCGAUCGUCCUGGCACCCCCGAUCCCAUAAGCCCUAGUCAUGUUCUAGAGAACAUGCGCGCGGGGCAGCGGCGACCCUCAGGCACCUCAGAAGGCAUCUCAGAGGGGUAG
This is a messenger RNA of Postia placenta MAD-698-R-SB12, 4017 nucleotides long. RefSeq lists its product as hypothetical. Gene Ontology annotation, molecular function: protein kinase binding; molecular adaptor activity. NCBI's taxonomy places the organism in Eukaryota, Fungi, Basidiomycota, Agaricomycetes, Polyporales, Adustoporiaceae. Gene Ontology annotation, cellular component: phagophore assembly site membrane; extrinsic component of membrane; Atg1/ULK1 kinase complex. Gene Ontology annotation, biological process: reticulophagy; autophagosome assembly; autophagy of mitochondrion. The record is from RefSeq and is a predicted model, not a curated record. The coding region runs from base 1 to 4017 and encodes 1338 amino acids. The transcript has 17 exons.